Molecule: messenger RNA, 7854 nt
Organism: Centropristis striata (black sea bass)
Lineage: Eukaryota; Metazoa; Chordata; Actinopteri; Perciformes; Serranidae
Exons: 10
Coding region: 99-7460 (2453 amino acids)
Biological process (GO): regulation of DNA-templated transcription
Molecular function (GO): DNA-binding transcription factor activity, RNA polymerase II-specific; RNA polymerase II cis-regulatory region sequence-specific DNA binding
Source: RefSeq, a predicted model, not a curated record
CGGAACUAAUGUUUAGUAUGUGAUCCGUGUUUCUCGGCCGGAGCAGUAAAAGCCUCCAGUGUUUCUUUAUAAAGGAAGAGAACAUCACAAACUGCUGGAUGUGGUUUGAAAAGCUGAAACUAAACUACAAAGAGCAGAUUCAGGUCGGGGGAGAACUGAGGAGGAUGGACCUCAGACUCAGGAACUUUAGUUUGAAAAUCAAAGAGGAAGUAGUUUUAAAGGAGGACUCAGACUGUAUCAUCCAUCAAGAUGUCCAGAAAUUGAUUGUUGUUAAAGAGGAGAUGCAGGAGUGGAGCUCCAGUCUGGACCAGGACCAGGAGGAGCCAGAGCCCCCACACAUUAAAGAGGAACAGGAGGAACUUCUUCCUGUCCCUGUGAAGAGUGAAGAAGAUGAUGAAGAGAAACCUCAGUCCUCACAGCUUCAUCAAACACCAACUGAACAGAUGGAAACAGAAGCUGAUGGAGAGGACUGUGGAGGACCAGAACCAGACAGGAACUCUGAUCCAGAUCCACAUUUACAACCUGAUACUGGUGACGAGCCUGCAGACUCUUCUGAACCUGAGACUGAUGACAGCGCUGAUUGGAAGGAGACCAGAGAACCUCAGUCAGGCUUGAACUGUAGUGCUGAUGAGAAACCAUUCAGCUGCUCCCAGUGUGGGAAAAGAUUUGGCUGCAAGGCAGAGCUGAAGAGACACAAGAUAACUCACACGGGAGAGAAACCGUUCAGCUGCUCGGUGUGCGAGAAAUCGUUUACUCAGAGUGGAAGUUUACAGAGACACAUGAGAAUACACAAAGGGGAGAAACCGUUCAAUUGUUCAAUGUGUGAGAAAAGCUUUAUACAGAAGGCAAAACUGAAGUACCACAUGGCAGUCCACACAAAAGAGAAACCAUUCAGCUGCUGUGAGUGUGGGAAGAGAUUUGGCUGCAGUGGGUAUUUGAAGAAACACAUGAGAACUCAUACAGAGGAGAAUCCUUACAGCUGUGGAGGACCAGAACCAGACAGGACCUCUGAUCCAGAUCAACAUUCACAACCAGAUGCUAAAGACCAGCCUGAAAACUCUUCUGUAGUAAAGACUGAUGACAGUGCUGACUGGAAGGAGACCAGAGAACCUCAGUCAGGUUUGAACUUUCUUCAUAAUGACGAAGUCCCUGUUAGUGAUUCCGGAUGUAGUGCUGAUGAGAAACCAUUUAGCUGCUCUGAGUGUGGGAAAAGAUUUGACUGCAAGGGAAACCUGAAGAGACACAUAAUAACCCACACGGGAGAGAAACCAUUCAGCUGCUCAGUCUGUAAGAAAUCUUUCAUUCGUAGUGGAUUUUUACAGAGACACAUGAACAUCCACUUUGCAGAGAAACCAUUAAAUUGUUCCAUAUGUGGUAAACGAUUCUUACAGAUGUCAAAACUAAAAUACCACAUGACAGUCCACGCAAGGGAGAAACCAUUUAGUUGCUCUGAGUGUGGGAAGAGAUUUAGCGCCAGCGAAUAUCUGAAGAGACACAUUAAAAUUCACGCAGUAGAGAAACCUUUAGGCUGCUCAGUGUGUGGGAAAGGCUUCACUGAGAGGAGAGAUCUGAUAGGGCACAUGAGGACUCAUACUGGAGAGAAACCAUUCAGUUGUUCAGUGUGUGGUAAAACUUUCUCUGACAUUAGACAAAUGAAGAGACAUUUAAAAACUCAUUCAAGAGAGAAAACAUUCAGCUGCUCCGUCUGUCAGAAAUCUUUUAGUCAGCCUGGAUAUUUACACAGACACAUUACGGUCCACAAAAGAGAGAAACCAUUCAAAUGUUCAAUAUGUGAUAAAAGAUUCAUAGAGAAUGCAAAACUUAAAUAUCACAUGGCAGUACACACAAGUGAGAAACCAUUCAGCUGUUCGGAGUGUGGGAAAAGGUUUGUCUCACGUGCAUAUCUGAGUAGACACGUGAUAAGUCACGCAGUGGAGAAACCUUUCACCUGCUCAGUGUGUGGGAAAGGUUUUAUUGAAAGUAGAGAUUUGAUGAGACACAAGAGAACUCACACCGGAGAGAAACCAUUCUGCUGCUCAGUGUGUGGGAAAGCUUUCACUGACAGCAGACAGAUGAAGAGACACGUGAAAGCUCAUACAGGAGGGAAAACUUAUAGUUGUUCAGAGUCGGAGCCUCCAGCCAGCAGCUUAACUGAACAGAUGGAAACAGAGGCUGAUGGAGAGCACUAUGGAGGAUCAGAACCAGACAGGAACUCUGAUCCAGAUCCACAAUUACAACCUGAGGAAUAUUUUACUGGAGGAAGUCUGAGCCAACAGAUGGCGGUUCACACAGGGGUACACAGCAUAAAUCAGGAGGAGCCAGAGCCGCCACACAUUAAAGAGGAACAGAAGGAACCUUGGACCAGUCAGGGAGAGCAGCUUCAGGGGCUGGAGGAGGUGAGAGCGCUGGUGGAGCAGCGACUGACUGCGGCUGCUGAAGAGAUAUUUGGGCUGUUUGAAAGAACGAUAGCAGAGUACGAGGAGCAACUUUGUCGUUCAAAAGAGAAGAACGAGCGACAACAGAAACUACUGGACGCUGUUUUCAACCCUCAGAUUCACUCACACAGAGCAGGCGUCCAGCAGCUGUUGGUGGUUAAAAAGAAGGAACCCUCUGAGCAGCAGGAGAGGAGCUCCAGUCUGGACCAGGAGGUCACAAAGCCCCCACACAUUAAAGAAGAACAGGAGGAACCUUGGACCAAUCAGGAGGGAGAGCAGCUUCAGGGGCCCACAUUCACUCCUGUCCCUGUAAAGAUUGAAAUGAAAACUGAAGCUGAUGGAGAGGACAGUGGAGGACCAGAACCAGACAGGAACUCUGAUCCAGAUCCACAAGUCCAAACGGUGAGAGCGCUGGUGGAGCAGCGACUGACUGCUGCUGCUGAAGAGAUAUUUGGGCCGUUUGCAAAAACAAUAGCCGAGUGUAAGGAGGAACUUUUUCAUUCAAAAGAGAAGAACAAGCGACAACAGAAACUACUGGAAGUUGUUUGCAACCCUCGGCUUCAGUUACACAGAGCAGUGUUUCCUGCAGAUGUCCGGCUGCUGUUGGUGGUUAAAAGUGAGGUUCCCUCUGAGCAGCAGGAGAGGAGUCAGGAGGACCGAGAGCCCCCACACAUUAAAGAGGAACAGGAGGAACUCUUGAUCAGUCAGGAAGGAGAGCAGCUUCAGGGGCUCCCUGUCCCUGUGACAAGUGAAGACCAAAAGAAACCUCAGUCCUCACAGCUUCAUCAAACACAAACUGAACACAAAGAAACAGAAGCUGAUGGAGAGGACUGUGGAGGACCAGAACCAGACAGUAACUCUGAUCAAGAUCCACUUUUUCAACCUGAUACUGACAACGAGACUAGAGACUCUUCUGAACCUGAGACUGAUGACAGUGCUGAUUGGAAGGAGACCAGAGAACCUCAGUCAGGUUUAAACUCUCUCAGUGAUUCCAGAUGUGGUGCUGGUGAGAAACAUUUUAGCUGCUCUGAGUGUGGGAAAAGAUUUAGCCACAAGCAAAAUAUGAAGGUACACAUGCGAACCCACACAGGAGAAAAACCUUUCAGCUGCUCAGUGUGCGGUAAAGGUUUUAGGAGAAAAGGGCAUCUGAAGGUACACCAGCAAACCCACACGGGGGAGAAACCUUACAGCUGCUCAGUUUGUGGUAAAGGUUUCCGUGGAAGUGGGGAUGUGAAGUUACAUAUGCGAACCCACACAGGAGAAAAACCUUUCAGCUGCUCAGUUUGUAAGAAAUCUUUUACACAGAGGGUAAGUUUACAGGAACACAUGAAACUACACACAGAUUCGCACAUGAGAACCCAAACAAAGAAGAGUCACACAGGAGAGAGAUGUUUCAGAUGCCCAGAGUGUGGGAAAGGUUUUAGUGGGAGCGGGAAUCUGAAGGUUCACAUGAGAAGUCACACAGGAGAGAGGCCUUUUAAAUGCUCAGAGUGCGGGAAAGGUUUUAGUGGAAGUGAGCAUCUGAAGGUUCACAUGAGAAGUCACACAGGAGAGAGGCCUUUCAGCUGCUCCGUGUGCAGUAAAGCUUUUCGUUCAAAUGGGGAGCUGAAGAGACACAUGAGAAUUCAUACAGGAGAGAAACCUUUCAGCUGCUCAGUGUGUGGUAAAGCCUUUUGUGAAGGUGCUAAUCUGAAGGCACACAUGCUAUCCCACACAGGAGAGAAACCUUUUGGCUGCUCUGUAUGCCAUAAAUAUUUCACUGAUCGUAUACACCUCAACAAUCACAUGAGAAUUCAUACAGGAAAGAAUCCUUUCACCUGCUCAGAGUGUGGUAAAGGUUACAGUGGACGUGGGGUUCUCAAUAAACACAUGAGAAUCCACACAGGUGAGAAACCGUUCCGCUGCUCGGAGUGCGGUAAAGGUUUCACUGGAAGUGGGAGUCUGAAGGAACACAUGCGAACCCACACAGGAGAGAAACCUUUCAGCUGCUCAGUUUGUGAGAAAUCCUUUCAACAGAAGAGAACGUUACAGUUACAUAUGACAAUUCACACAGGAGAGAAACUUCUCAGCUGUUCAGUUUGUAAAAAAUCUUUUACAAGCAGUGGACAAUUGAAGCAACAUAUGACAACCCACACAGGAGAGCAGCCAUUCAGUUGCCCAGUGUGUAAGAAAUCUUUUACCCAGAGGGCAGAUUUACAGCUGCAUAGGAGAAUUCACAAAGUAGAGAAACUUGUCCACUGUUCAGUCUGUAAUAAAUCUUUCAAACAGAAGGGAAAUUUACGGCGGCACAUGUUCACCCACACAGGAGAGAAACCAUAUGAAUGCACAGUCUGUGGUAAAAGAUUUUCCCAAAAGAAACAAGUGGAACAACACAUGCCAGUCCACACAGGAGAGAAAAAUUUCAGUUGCAGUGUUUGUAACAAAAGAUUUAACCAGCCGUCACAUGUCAAAAAACAUAAAUGUGCUGGUCGCCCUGCUGUACAGUUACAUCAAACUGAGGAGAACAAAGAGGCAAAGUGUCCAGACAGCAGCCCACAUGAAGAGAUGCAAACAGAAGCUGAUGGAGAGGACUGUGGAAGACCAGAAGCAGCUAGAAACUCAGAUCCUGAUGGAACCGAAUACGUCCAGCAGCUGUUGGUGGUUAAAGAGAAGCUUCCCUCCGAGCAGCAGCAGAGGAGCUCCAAUCUAGACCAGGAGGACCCAGAGCCCCAACACAUUAAAGAGGAACAGGAGAGUGACACCACUCACCUCCCAAAGAUCCACAGAGGGAAUCGUGCAGCAGAGGAAGAGUUCAUAGAAGGAGGAAGUCUGAGUCAAGACACGGUGGUCCAAACAGUGCUACAGCCAGAGCCCCAACACAUGAGAGAGGAACAGGAGGAACCUUGGACCAGUCAGCAGGGAGAGCAGCUUCAGGGGCUGGAGGAGGCUGAUAUCACCAAGUUCACAUUCACUCCUGUCCCUGUGAAGAGUGAAGAAGAUGAAGAGAAACCUCAGUCCUCACAGCUUCAUCAAACACAAACUGAACAGAUGGAAACAGGAGCUGAUGGAGAGGACUGUGGAGGACCAGAACCAGACAGGAACACUGAUCCAGAUCCACAUUUACAACUUGAUACUGGUGACGAGCCUGUAGACUCUUCUGAACCUGAGACUGAUGGCAGUGCUGAUUGGGAGGAGACCAGAGAACCUCAGUCAGUUUUGAACUGUUUGAAAAUUGAUGGUGGUCCUGUCAGAGAUUCCAGAUUUAGUGCUGGUGAGAAACGAUUUAGCUGCUCUGAGUGUGGGAAAAGAUUUGGCUCCAAGCACCAUCUGAAGAGACACAUGGUUUCCCAUGCAGGAGAGAAACCUUUCAGCUGCUCAGUUUGUGGUAAAGGUUUCACUAUUAGUGGGGAUCUGAAUGAACACAUCAAAGUUCACACAGGAGAGAAACUUUUCAAAUGCUCAGUUUGCAAGAAAUCUUUUACCCACAUAGAGACUUUAAAGAAACACAUCAGAGUUCACACAGGAGAGAAACCUUUCCAUUGUUCAGUUUGUGGUAAAGUUUUCAGUUUUAGUGGGGAUCUGAAGAAACACAACAGAGUUCACACAGGAGAGAAACCUUUCAGCUGCUCAAUUUGUAAGAAAUCUUUUACACAAAAUGGAAGUUUAAAGAAACACAUGAGACUCCACACAGGAGAGAGACCUUUCAGUUGCUCAAUUUGCAAGAAAUCUUUUACCCGUGGGGACAGUUUAAAGACACACAUGAGUGUCCACACAGGAGAAGCCCUGUAUUGUGAAGCUGGAUAUGAGGGUCAGCGAGGUAACCUGAGGUUUAACCCUGGUUUCAUUAUCUCCAAAAUGUCUAAAGUCCAAACGGUGAGAGCGCUGGUGGAGCAGCGACUGACUGCGGCUGCUGAAGAGAUAUUUGGGCUGUUUGAAAGAACGAUAGCAGAGUACGAGGAGCAACUUUGUCGUUCAAAAGAGAAGAACGAGCGACAACAGAAACUACUGGACGCUGUUUUCAACCCUAAGAUUCAGCUACACAGAGCAGACGUUCAGCAGCUGUUGGUGAGUAAAGAAGAGUUUCCCUCUGAGCAGCAGGAGAGGACCUGCAGUCUGGACCAGGACCAGGAGGAGCCAGAGCCCCCAUACAUUAAAGAGGAACAGGAGGAACCUUGGACCAGUCAGGAGGGAGAGCAGCUUCAGGGGCUGGAGGAGGCUGAUAUCACCAAGUUCACAUUCACUCCUGUCCCUGUGAAGAUUGAAGAAGAUGAAGAGAAACCUCAGUCCUCAAAGCUUCAUCAAACACAAACCGAACAGAUGGAAACAGAAGCUGAUGGAGAGGACUGUGGAGGACCAGAACCAGACAGGAACUCUGAUCCAGAGCCAGAUUUGCAACCUGAUUCUCACGACGAGCCUGCAGACUCUUCUGAACCUGAGACUGAUGACAGUGGUGAUUGGAAGGAGACCAGAGAACCUCAGUCAGGUUUGAACUAUUUGAAAAAAGAUGGCGGCCCUGUCAGAGAUUCCAGAUUUAGUGCUGGUGAGAAACGAUUUAGCUGCUCUGAGUGUGAGAAAAAAUUUGGCUUCAAGCUCAAUCUGGAGAAACACAUGAGACUCCACACAGUAGGGAAACCUUUCAGCUGCUCAGUUUGUAAGAAAACUUUUUAUUGGAGUGCAACUUUAAAGUCACACAUGAGACUCCACACAGGAGAGAACCUUUUCAGCUGCUCAGUUUGUAAGAAAAUUUUUACACAGAGUGGAUAUUUAAAGUUACACAUGAGAGUCCACACCGGAGAGAGACCUUUCAGCUGCUCAGUUUGUAAGAAAACUUUUACACGGAGUGGAACUUUAAAUGUACACAUGAGACUCCACACAGGAGAGAGACCUUUCAGCUGCUCAGUUUGUGAGAAAACUUUUAGACGGAGUUCAACUUUAAAUGUACACAUGAGACUCCACACAGGAGAGAAACUUUUCAGCUGCUCAGUGUGUGCUAAAUCUUUUGCACAAAGUGGGUAUUUAAAGAAACACAUGAGAGUCCACACAUGAGAGAAACCUUUCAUAGAUGUUCUGGCCACUCAUCCUCAAAGUUUCAUCAAACUAACGAGAACAAAGACGGAGAGCCUCCAGCCAGCAGCCCACAUGAAGAGCUGCAAACCUCUUUUUCAAUCUUUUUAAAGGACUCGAGAAAGAUUUUCAAGUCUUUUUUAAAUGCUACAAAGCUUGUAGUAACUUUUAUAAAAUUGUAUUCUGUGUUCAUGAAAUUGACCUACAAUCACAAUUUAAGUAAUCAAUAUCUUAUUUUCCAUGAUGUGAUAUGAUAAUCAUUUCCUUUCUGUUUAUUUUUGUUUUGUUUUACAAAACUAAAGUUCACAAACAGAUAUUUUAAUUCAAUAUUUGAUUGUAGAAGUGUAACAAUUACAACUCUUUUUUUUUUAAACAA